AUGAUAGAGGCCAUUUGCAGGGCUCUAGGGUGUAUUCCCUCCGCAUCGAAAUUGCAUCUUAGCAUGCUAUCACCUAGCUUGUCCUCUGAUAUCCUAUUUUGGAGCCUCUCUGCAGGAUUUCUAGUCUUACUUGUCUUUGCAUAUAGUAUCGUCUACCAGCUUUUCUUCUCACCCCUCGCUUGUUUCCCAGGCCCAAGGCUCUGGGCCAUCUCACGCGUGCCCAAUCAGUGGUCCGUGUUCCGGGGAUACGCCCAUCUAGACGCCACGACUUUACAUGAGAGAUACGGGCCCGUGAUCCGCGUCGGUCCAAAUGAACUUGUGUUUAAUACACCCCGGGCCUUUCGGGAUAUCUAUGGAGCUCGACCGGGAGGUUGUUUCCAGAAAGAUCCGUCGCGUUAUUUGGCCCCGGCGAAUGGCGUCAAUCAUCUCAUUGGUGAGAUAGAUAAUGCCUCGCAUGCUCGUCAGCGCAAGUUACUCGCGCCUGCAUUCUCGGAUCGAGCACUCAGGGAACAAGAACCUCUUAUCACGGGGUAUGUUGAUACGAUGAUUUCUAAGGUGCGGGCGGAGAUUCAAAAAGGGUCUUCGGUUCUUGAUAUUAAGAAUUGGAUGAACUAUACUACGUUUGAUAUCGCCGGUGACUUGAUGUUCGGUGAAUCCUUCGGGUGUCUGAAGGAUAGUCAAUUACACCCGUGGAUUGAUUUGAUAUUCAAGUCUAUUAAAGCGUUGGCGUAUGAUGGUAUGGCGCGGCAGUUCCCCGUCUUUCAUAGCUUGCUUUCUGCACUUAUCCCAAAAGGUGUUAAGCAAAAGGCUGUGGAGCAUUUUGAUCUUGCUGCUCGUCGGGUUGAUCGUCGGUUGGAGACGAAGACAACCCGGUCGGACUUUAUGUCUGCGAUUUUGCAGAAUGGACUGAGUGAAUCGAAAGAGCAGGAUCAUGAUGGGCCGAGGAUGAUGACUCGUGCGGAGAUUCAUUCUAAUGCGUUUAUUUUGAUCGUUGCAGGGAGCGAAACCAGCGCAACACUUUUAUGCGGGUGUAUUUUCUAUCUCUGUACGAACCCUCGCGCUAUGAGCCACGUGGUCAGCGAAAUUCGAUCUGUAUUCCAUUCAGCCGAGGACAUUACAUUCCGCAGCUCUGCUGCACUACCGUAUCUGGCUGCUGUCAUUGAAGAGUCGCUACGCAUGUAUCCACCUUUCGUGACCAGUCUCGCGCGCAUCAUCCCGGCGGGUGGAGCAUCCGUUGAUGGCCACUUCGUACCGGAGGGGACUGUCGUCAGUUGUCACCACUAUGCCUCGUACCGCUCCACCUCCAACUUUGCCCUUCCAAACAAUUUCAUCCCGGAACGGUGGCUAGGGAACAACCCCCGUUUUGACGGGGACAAAAAAGACGUCCUGCAGCCCUUCAGCCUGGGACCGAGAGGUUGUCUCGGAAAGACAUUGGCUUACUGCGAGAUCCGGCUUAUUCUCUGCAAAUUACUUUAUAAUUUCGAUCUCAACCUGUGCCCCGAGAGCGCUGAUUGGGUAAAUCAGAAGGUAUAUUUCCUGUGGGAUAAACCUACGCUUAUGGUUACCUUGCGGGAUCGAUUCUCGGAUUAUAAUGAGGAGAAUGCAUAGAUGGGUUUUCGAGAUUGUGAAUUAGAUCCUGGUCAGACUUGGUCUUCGUGUUUUGAUUUGAUAACUUUUGGUCCCUGAUCACGUUAUUGAUCAUCGUUGCCUAGCGAUUUAUCAGGAGUUUUAGAAAUUCUAUGUGCAUUGUAAUUAGUGGAUGCGUGGUUAGCUUGACGGAUUUCUUUCCCGCUG
Molecule: messenger RNA, 1794 nt
Organism: Penicillium subrubescens
Lineage: Eukaryota; Fungi; Ascomycota; Eurotiomycetes; Eurotiales; Aspergillaceae
Product: cytochrome P450
Exons: 5
Coding region: 1-1608 (535 amino acids)
Molecular function (GO): iron ion binding; oxidoreductase activity, acting on paired donors, with incorporation or reduction of molecular oxygen; monooxygenase activity
Source: RefSeq, a predicted model, not a curated record